AUGGUUUGCAAUUACUAUCCUAUGGAUCCUAUAGCUUGUAUAAGCAAAACCGAAGGCAUAAUGUGUAAUUUUCGCAUUUAAUCACUUAGGUUAAUUUAGUGUUUUUGACAAUGCAUGUUUAGCAAUUCAUAGUACAAAUGUUGGAUGCAUUCCUUAAUUGAAUAAAAUGGCAUGUUUAAAUUAACUGACUAAUAGUGAUGGUAGUGAAGCAAGAUGUAUAAUAUUUAAAGUUAUUUGUAGGUUACUUUGGAUAACGAUGUAUGGAUGCUUAACUAACUCAUUUAAUGAAUUUAGGAUGUUCAUAAUAGCUUUCAAGAAAUUCUUGUACAAAUGUGAUUGGAAAGGAUUGUUUUUGGAAUGGAAAUGAAUGUAAAGAGGCUUAAAGUAGGACAAUAGAAAUUGCAUAUUGUUCUGAAGUUUAUAAGGCUCCAGUCACAGCUAGUUUAUGUUAAAAAAUAAAGGGAAUAAAUUGUAUGAGUAGCUAAUUUGAAGGAGACUAUGGUUGUAUUAAUGUAAAGGAUGAAUAGAUUUAAUAUUUAAAAUGUAAUACUCCUGGUUUGAAUGAAGACACUUGUGUUAGGAUUACUGGAUAAAAAUGUAACUUAUAUGAGUAAAAUAGGCAUAUUUAAAAACAUGAUGUGUUAUGAAUCUAAUGAAAUGACAGAAUGUAAUGAUUCUGUAAAUAAAGAAUUAUGUUUAUCUGUAGAGAAUGCAAAUUUGACGUGUAGAUGGUAUAAAAACAGAUGCUAAGUUGCAAUUUUGAAGGAAACUAUGAAAUGUGAGGAUUAUACUGAAGUAAAUCCUACUGUUUGUGCUAAAUAGAAAGGAUUAUGUUAAUAUAAAGAUGGUAGAUGUAUAAUUCCAAAAAAAAUGGAUUAGAGUUGUUCAGAUUUAGGAUUGAGUAAAGAAAGCUGUUUAGAAGUCAAAGAUGAUUAUUGUUAAUUUAUUGAUGGUUAAUGUAAGAGAUUAGAAAAUGAAUAAUUAAAUCAUAUACUUUGUAAUAAUUUAAAUGAGGAUGCAUGUGUUAAUGUAACAACUUAAUUUUAAUUUUGUAAAUGGACAGGAUUUGAGUGUGUUACUAUAUUUAUAAAUUAAGAUUUAGAUUGUCCAAUAUAAAAUGUAGAUAAGAAUGUAAAAUAUAAUGGAAAUGUGUGUAGAGCUAUAUCAAAGCCUGGAGUUAGAUGUAAAUACAACAAAAAAAAAUCUUUAUGUGAAAAGAGUAUAGAUAGUGAUGAUUGUACAACUUCAUAUUUAAAUUUAAAUGGAUGCACUGCUAUUUAAGGAAUGGCUUGUAAAUGGACUGAUAGUGGAUGUUUAGUAGCAUAAAUAACUUAAGAAAUUACAAGUUGUUUAGAUUUAGGAUUUGCUAAUUAAGUAGCUUGUUCUUAAGUACUAAAAUCAGAUGAAGAUGGAUGUUAUUUUGAUAUUGAUGCUUAAUAGUGUAGAUUAGUUAAUGAAUAAUUACUUAAACAAAUAUAAUGUACAGGUAUGGGAUUAAGUAGAAUUGCAUGUGCUUAAGUAAUAACUAUUGGUCAAAUAUGUAGAUGGUAUAAUAACUAAUGUUAAUAAAUAAAAACUAAAUAAGAUGUUUCAUAAGUAUUCUGUUUAUAAAUGUAAUAUGUUAAUCCUGCUGCUUGUGCUUUAGUUGAUGCAGGCAAAGAGGUUUGUAGAUAUGAACAAAAAGCUAAGGGAUGUGUAAAUAGUUUAGAUACUGAAUCCAUGACUUGUACUUAUCCAGGAUUAAAUGCUUAUGCUUGUGCUUAAAUUUAAUUGAAAAGUUGUUAUUAUGAUAAAAUUAUGUGGUAAUGUAAAUAAAUAUAAGUGAUAUCUGCAAAUUAUCUUACUAGAAAGUUGACUGAAAAAUUAUUAUUGAAUUCUGAUUGUAUUAAUAGUUCACCUACUCCUGAUGUAUGUAGAUCAAUAACUAAAAUUGGAUAGAAGUGUACUUGGUUAUUCAGGGAAAGUAGAUGUUCAACUUAAUUUAUUACAUUUAAUGAAAGUUGUUUGGAUUAUAAUUCAGCAUAUACUGGUAAGAGUAUUUUAAUAAAUCCUAAUGUUUGUGCUUCAAUAGAAAUGGAAUUACCAGAAUAUGAUGCUGUUAGGGGUCCUUUGAUUGAUAAAAUGAAAGGAUAUUGUAUUUAUGAAGGUGGUAAUUGUAAUGUAUUUAAAGCAAUUUGUGCUACUCCUUGUUGUACUGAAUUUAUUGGUAUCAAUUCUCAUGUUUGUGGAAGAUUUUCUACAGGUAAAUAUUGUUAUUUCAGCAAUGAAUUAAAAUGUACAGAAUUAACUAUGGAUGUUGUAGAUAUCACAGUUGAAAAAUAAGUUAAGGAUUUUUACAAUUCUUAAUAGCUUAAAUGUUCUUCUAUGAAUAAAAAUUCAUGUCAUAUGAUUGAAUGGUCUACUUAAUAGCAUUGUUAUUUUAAUGGUAAUUUAUGUGUCAAUAUCAAUUUUAAUUUAUUUCCUAAUUUAAAUAUAUUUACUGAACCAACACAAAUAUUAAAUAAAUAUGCAUGUUUAUCUAUUGAAGCUAUGAUAUCAACUCAAAAUACAGUAAAAUAUUUUGGAUACUAAGAUAAACAUUGUAUAUCAGAUCCACCAAUUAUAGAUUUAUUAAAUUGUGAAUCUACAGAAUUAAAUAGUAAUGCUUGUUAAGUUAAAUAUACAGAUAUUUAUUGCAGAUGGAAUAAAUAAGAAUUAAAAUGUAAAAAUGUAGAUGCUGAAUAUGCAUCAAAUUUAAAUUAAUGUGAUUAAUAUUUAAAUGAAUAUGGAUGUGUACGUAUCUAAAAAGCAAGUUGUUUCUUUUCUUAUUUAAUUGAUAAAUGCAUAGAUGCACCAAGAUCAGUAUCAUGUGGAUAUUUUGGAUCAUUAACAGGUAAGGUUAGUAGAUUGGCAUGUAUGAAUAUUAAUUUAGAUGGAUAAAUAUGUGGUUAUGAUGAAAUCAAUCAUGUAUGUGUAGAUAUACUUACAGAAUCUGAUAAUUGUGAUUUGACAGAUGGUAAUUCAAUUGCAUGUUAUUCGAAAACAAAAGGUGAUUGUAGAUGGAAUGAUUAAGAAAUGUAUUGUUAUGAAAAUGAUUAACCAAUUGAUAAAUUAGGAUGUGAAGAUAAUGUAAGUAAAGAAUUAUGUUUAAAAAUUGUUUCAGAACCAUGUGAAUGGAAUUUUCUUAAAAUGAGAUGCAUAAAAGUAAGAAGUGCAAUGGCUUCUAUGAUAUCUCCUGAUAAUCUUUAUAAUGCUGAGGCAUGUGCAUAAGUUUUUGGUGCUCCUUUUAGAUUUGAUAAGGAUUUAAAUAAAUGCAUCUAACUUACAGACUCAGAUUUAUAUAAACCUUAAGCAAAUCCAACAGAUCCAUUAGAACCUAAUAUAUUUUGUGAUGGAACAUAGAUUUUAAAUGUAGACGCAUGUUUAUUUAGUACAUUGUAUUAGAAAUGUUAUUUUGAUAAAACAUAAAUAGCUGAGAAGAGAUGUCAAACAUUUUUAGGAGUUUAAACUUCUUGUGAAUCACCUUAUUUGAUUAGUUUAUAAAUGUGUACUGAAGUUCCAUAAUCAUGUUAUUUUGUUAAAUCAACUUAUGAAUGUAAAUAUAUAAGAAUUGAUGAUUCUAUGAAAUGUAGCUAGCUUAGAGAUUAAUAAGCAGAUUAUCUAUUUAAUAUAAUAUCUUGUGCUUCUAUUAAUUAUGAUUUUCAAGAAUAUUUAGGUGAAUUAUAAUGCUAAAAAUCAGGUAAUCCUGAUAAAGAACCAGAUUAAUAAUUUAUAUAGUAAUGUAGAGCAGAAAAAUAUUGCAAAUGGGAUUCAGAUAUCAAUACUUGCUAAAUUAUGGCAUUAAAAGAUUUAGAGUGGAAAUAAGAAUUAAGAUGGGUUACAAAUAAAGAUGGAUUUACAUAUGAAUAAUUAUUUUAAUGGUGUGAAGAUACACCUAUAGUUUAUAAAGCAGAUGAUUGUCGUAAUAUAUUUAGCAAAGGUGUUUGUUUACAAUUAUCAUCUUAAUGUGUAUUUGAUCUUACUAUGGGAGGAUGUUAUAACAUUGAAAAUAAUGAAUAAUAAAUAUUAUCAUGUGAAAAUAUUAUUGGAACAAAUUGUUUGAAAUCUAGAAAUCCUAAUGCUCCAUGCAUUAUAGAUAAUGAUAAAAGUGUAGAAUUUCCUAAAAUAAAUACAUGUAGUGGUUUUCCAAAUAAAGAAGAAUAAAUUUGUAAAUAGACUGCUCCUAAUAAAUGUAAAGAUGCUUAAGAUUUAGGAAGUGUUAGUCCUAUUGUUUGCAGUAGAGUUAGUGAUAAUUGUUAUUAUGAUGGAACAAAAUGUUCAUCUGAUACAAAGAAGAAGAAAUGCAAUGAAACAUUUAGUUAUAAUGCUUGUCUUUCAAAUGGAUGUGAUUUUACUUUAGGAUAUUGUUAAUAAACGUUUGCUCUUCCUUAAUUUAAUUAAGAUAGUCCAUUCUAUCUUUAUCAAUGCUAAUAUAUUAAUAAAUUAACUAUCAAAGCUGUUGUAAAAAGAUCAAUUUGUGCAUAAAUGAACUUUCCUUGUGCAUUUCAAAAUGAAUUAUGUGUUUCAGCAGCUCAAGUAGAUUGUUCUUCAUUAACUUAAUUAUAUGUUAGUUUGUAGACUUGUAUUUAUUGCUUAAAUGGUGCAUAUGCUUAUGACUCAAUAACAUAUUAAUGUAAUCCAUUAUUAGUUGCUUAAUAAGGAUGUGAUAAUACUAAUAAAUAUGGUUGUCUAUCAAUGACAACAGAUAAGAAUUGUGCUUGGACAGGAAUGAAUUGUGUAGAAUAAAGUGAUGAUGAUGUGUAAUUGUUAACUGAUUGUACAUUAACAAAUUCUUAUGGCUGUCCAAAAAUAAAAAAUGCUUGUUGGGUAUCUCCAUAAACAAAAUUAUGUUCAAUAGUAGAUAUAUAUUCAGAUUGUUCUUUAAUUAGAAAACAAAAUGGAAAUCAAUAAGCAUGUAUAAUUAGUAAUUAACAAUCUUGUUAAUGGUUAAAUGAAUAAUGUGAAGAUUAUCCAUUAGAUAGUAUGGAUUGUUCAAAAGCUAAUAAAUUUGGUUGUUUAAAUUUGAGUAAAGUUUCAUGUGGUUGGUCUGAAGAAGAACAAAAAUGCUAUGAAAUUGAAUCUAAACCAUCAAUAAGCAAAUGUUCGGAAUUUUUUAUUAGUAAUAAGAAUUUAGUAAAAUUCAAUUCAAGAUCUUGUUAAUAAAUAACUGGAUUGCCAUGUUUUAGAGAUAGAACUUUAAGAUGUAAUUCAAUAGGAGUUAAAGAUAAACCUACAUGUGAAGCUACUGGAAUGAAUUAUUUAGGAUGUAUUAUAUAUUCUACAGGAUAUUGUUAAUUUAUUGAUGGUUAAUGUGUAACUAUCAAAGAUUUACAAAAUAUUUUAUGCACAUCACCUAUUAAUAAGGUUGCAUGUUUUAGUUUGAGUUUGACAUGUAAAUUUGAGAAUAAUGAAUGUUCAGAUUAUGAUGUGAGUUCAUUUACUACUAUUGCAGAAUUAACAACCAAAAUGUCAUAUCCUUAUUCACAAUCAGUCUGUAAAGCAUAUUAAGAAUUAGAAGGAUAAACUCUUUAAUUAUUUUAUGAUGAAAUAGAUGGUUAUUGUGUAGAUGCAAACUAAGAUAAACCAUUUAUUUAUAGUUGUAAUACUAAAGGUUUAAAUGAGAUUACUUGUUUAAAAUAAACAAAAAGUCUUUGUUAAUAUUCAUAGAAUCAAUGUCUAGAUUUAUCAACAUCUGAUUUAAUGAAAGCAUAAAUUUGUGAUCCUACAUUUAAUUGGAAUGCAUGUGCUUCUAUUAAAUUGAAAUGUAAAUUUUAUUAAAAUAAAUGUUAAUCAGUAAGAGAUUCUGAAACUUGUAUUUCAUUAGCAGGAAUAAUUGUCUCACCUCUAGCUUGCUCUAGUAGAUCUUCAAAUACAAUUGCUUGUCUGUAUGAUAAUGAAACUCAUUCAUGUAUUACAUCUAAUGAUACUAACUUUUCCUGUACUUAAAAUGGAUUAAAUUAAUAUGGUUGUUAAAUGAAUACUUAAUAAGAGUUCUGUAGAUUUAAUGAUUUAAAUAGUACUUGCAUAGUUACAUAUGAAACUAAUUUGAAUUGUCAACAUUUAACCAAUAAAAAUAAAUGUUUAUUCAUAAAGACUCCAAAAUAAUACUGCAAAUUUGAUAAUGGAUGUAUCUCAUUAGAACCAAUAUAAGUCAUUGAUUGUUAUAAUCUUACUCCUACAAAUCCAAUGACUUGUACAGCUGCAGAAACAGUAGCAUGUAAAUAUGAUAAAACAACUUAAACUUGUGUAUCAGUUCCUGAUGCUAUGAAUACUGAUGAACCAUGGUCAAAUGUAGUUUCUUUUAAUUAAGCUGCCUGUAUGAAAUAUCAAACUGCAAACACUUAAGUAAUAUAUACAACAGAUGGAUGUAUCAUUGUUGAUCCAUAAUCUUUAAGUGAUUUAACUUGUGAUUAACCUGUUAAUCAAUUUGCUUGUUCUUAAAUUACAAAUCCUACUUAAUAUUGUAUUUAUUAAAAUUACAAAUGUUAAUACAAAUUACCUUCUUAAAUAACUGUGAAAUCUUGUUUAAGUAUUGGUUAUGUAAAUAGAUAAGAAUUCUGUGAAUAAGCAGAUGAUGUUCCUUGUAAAUUUAAUUCUUAUACUAAAUAAUGUGAAUAAAUAGAUAUAGUGGCUGAACCAUUAACUGCUUGUGUUAGAGGCAUUAAUAAAAUAGCUUGUGAUUCUGUUCCUAUUUGUUAAUUUGAUUAAUUUUGUUUAGAAAUUACAGCUAGUUGUACUGGUGGUUCUGAUUGUAUAAAUGUGAAAUUAUAACCAUGUAAAAUAGUCAAUAAUAAUUGUAUAUUGGCAACAGAUUUGGAUACUCUUUAAUGUUAAUAAGUUGCUAACAAAUUAGCAUGUAUUUCUAUUACAACUUCAGAAUAAUAUUGUCGUUUCUCAUCUUCAUUAUGUAGUCUUGAAAAUUUAGAUGAUUUUAAAUAAUAAAAUUGUGAAACUAUAGUAAAUAUUAAUUCACCUUACUUUUGUGAAUAGCCUACUGAUAUUCCUUGUAGAUAUAAUUAAUUUGAGAAUAGAUGCAUUGAAUCACUAUCUACAGAUAAUUUUGAUUGUAUUCGAGGUCUUAAUGAAUAUGCCUGUUUAAAUAACACUAAAUAAGAUCUAAGAUGUAGAUUUGCUGAUUUUUGUUAUGGUCCUACUUAACCUAUGUUUGAUUGUGAUUAAACUAUUUUUGAUUGUUGUAAUAAAGCACCUAACAAGAAUACUUGUUUAUUAUAGGAUAUAUUAAAAUGUUAAUGGAAUGGUAAUCAAUGUAUAAAAUAUGAUGCUCCUAUCACUACUUGUAAUUUAAAUAAUACAUCUAAAUUAACAUGUUUACAAUCUGUUGAUUCAAAUUGUGUUUUUAAUUUAUAGACAUCCUCUUGUCUUCAAAUAUUAUAACCAACUUCUUGUGAUUAACUUUAAUCUGAAUAUUAAUGUAGAACUGUGUAAAUUCUACCUUGUGUUUGGAAAAAUGAUUCUUGUAAAUAUCAUUAAUCAAAUGCUUAUGAACUUUGUCGUGAUAUUGCUAAUCUUAAUGGUUCUUAAAGGGCAUGUCUUAAUGUAAUAAGGAGUGGUUAAAUGUGUCAAUUUAAAGAUGGAAUAUGUUAAUCAUAUAAUCAUACUACUGAUGAAUGUUUAGAUAAUAUAAAUAAAAUUGCAUGUAUUAGUCAAACUACAACUAAAUGUUUAUGGAAAACUCAUAUGCAACAAAUUAAAAUAAUUAGAUCCACUGAUCCUAUUGAAGUUGAAUUUGGAUCAUGUCAACCAUAUAUUCCAAAUCAAAACCAAAUUUGUAAUGAUAAAUUAAGUUAUUUAUCUUGUUUAUCAAUUACAACAAUUCGACAAUUUUGUAAAUGGUUUAAUGGCUAAUGUGUUCAGAUAUCUGAAACCAAUUAAAUUGUAACACCAACAACACAUUUAUUAGUUAAUGUAAAUGCAUGUGCAUUAAUUAAUUCUGUACCUGUAUAUUAUAGUCCAUUAUAAUCAUUAUGCAUACCACUCUAAGAAGGUGAUUAGAUCUCUUGUUUACCACCAACUCCUGGUUUAAACAUGAAAGCCUGUCUUUCUAUUACCAAAUAAACAUGCAAAUGGAAUUUUAAUAAACGAUAAUGCGAAUAUUCAUAAUCUUAAAAUUAUAGACAUCUUUGA
Molecule: messenger RNA, 8163 nt
Organism: Paramecium primaurelia
Lineage: Eukaryota; Ciliophora; Oligohymenophorea; Peniculida; Parameciidae
Source: the annotation of a GenBank genome assembly